This is a messenger RNA of Paraphaeosphaeria sporulosa, 1233 nucleotides long. RefSeq lists its product as uncharacterized. The transcript has a single exon. NCBI's taxonomy places the organism in Eukaryota, Fungi, Ascomycota, Dothideomycetes, Pleosporales, Didymosphaeriaceae. The coding region runs from base 342 to 1145 and encodes 267 amino acids. The record is from RefSeq and is a predicted model, not a curated record.
GCGGCUGUUUUGCAUCACUCGCGGAGAGGAGGCCCAAGCGGCGGGCACUGUGAAUCAGCAAGGCCCCGCGUCCGACCACGAAGCGCCCGCUUUUUUUAGCAGGGCAAGUAUUCCUCUAAGGCCCACCAAGCGGCCACCGCCAACAAGACCCGCAUCGACCAACUAGCCGCUGUACACAAUAAACACGCUCCACACCCCGGCCAAGGUCCUCUGCUUGCCCUGCUCUCCUUCACCGACCAGCCUUCCACACCUCCCGCAGAGGCAGGCCACCACAGCACGCUUUCGCUCCCUCCUACACCAACAACACAGUCACUCGUUGCGCACUGGAUCUAGCUCCCACCAUGGCCACCACGGACUCAAAGCCGGCCUUGUCGGCCCUCAAGACGCCUGUGUCUGCCACCUACCCCUCUGAACUGCGGUCUCCAAUGGUUUUCUCUGCGACAACUCCUACUUUCGCAAGUCUCAAGAGGGAAGACGCGAUCAAGACACCUAUUACCCCGCCGACUGCCUACCUGGACUUUCUCAAGACACUUUCGCCUGUCCUCAUGAGCCCAAUGUCCACUGGCACCAGCGAGAAGUUUGUUUUCCACGGCAACAGACCAACCUCCAUGGCUUCAGUGACUUCAUCAGCGUCCAGUGGUUCAUUCACCAUUACGUCCGGCCCGGCAGACAAGGACAAAUCCAUCACCUCAACACCAGCGACCUCGAGAGCAAGCAGCUGUAGCAAUUGUGACCACAUCAAACAGGAGCCUAAGGAGUCGAUCAAGGAGACUCCUAUGACUGCGCCGCUACCCAAGGAGCAGCCGAAGGAGCAGACAGUCACUAUUCCUCCUCCAUCACCUUUCAGACGACCUUCGUCAGCGCGCACCCCCCGCCUCUACAUUCCACAGUCACCCUAUCACUCACCCGCAACCGUGCUUUCACCGGCCAGUGCGAACUCUGCAAAAUCCACGAACUCGCCAUACUCAGCAGUCUCACCGCGGACUUGGGAGGUCGAGAAGAAGACGGGCCGUACAAGACGCGUCAGCGUACGAGAAGUUGUUACGCGCACCGUGACCUACAGCAGCACACCAGUGGACACCAAGGCGCCCAGCUUCCCCCAGAUCGACCCCGCACCGCGCGGCAAGAGAAGAAAACUCGAGUAAACAAAGGACGCGACGCUAGUUUCGCAACCCGCGAGCUUGGUGGUUACCCAACCGCCGCCCAGACCUCGUGUACCACUUGACGACCUCA